This is a messenger RNA of Saccostrea echinata, 4178 nucleotides long. RefSeq names its product contactin-like. Gene Ontology annotation, biological process: axon guidance; cell-cell adhesion. Bases 163 to 3918 code for a protein of 1251 amino acids. The transcript has 25 exons. Lineage: Eukaryota; Metazoa; Mollusca; Bivalvia; Ostreida; Ostreidae. Gene Ontology annotation, molecular function: protein binding. The record is from RefSeq and is a predicted model, not a curated record. Gene Ontology annotation, cellular component: axon; plasma membrane.
AGCGGGAAGGUGGCAAUCUUUUUCGAAGACGUCCUGUACCUUUAUUUGUUGAUGUAAUAUGAUUCAGUCCGCUUGAUUCAGUCAGAACAUUGUUGAUUUCAACCUCGGAUAAUUAUAGGAGCUUUAUAUUUUACUGUUUACGGGAUGACGUGAUAUGAGAACAUGCAUUAUAAUAGAUAUGUAGCCAUCAUUCCAGUUCUGUUAGUUGGACUCACAGCAGCUCAAAGAUUACUUGAUUGUCCAGUAGAUUGGUUCUCCUACAACGACCACUGCUAUAAGUUCCAGAUCUACCCCAAGAGAACAUAUGAAGAGGCCGUCAAAACUUGUGAAGGUUAUGGUGCAGCAUUAGUUAGUGUGAAUUCUGUGGACGAAAAUAAUUUUAUCGUUCAAAAACUUCGGACUAUUGACCAAUGGCGGUCCCUCUGGUACACGAGCGGUGUACAUCAGGAUGGGAUCGUACGUUGGAAUGGGGAUGGUACCCGGGCUUCCUCCAUAUUUUGGAUAAAUGCAGCCCACAGAGACCUCGAACCUAUGUUCAUUGUUUACAGAUACUCAGAUUACCUUAUGGGAUAUGCAUGGAGCAAAACCGAAGGAGAUGAACCAUAUAAUUUUAUUUGUGAGAUUCCAAAAUCAGAAUUAAGCCGCAUUGUUCAAGAGGAGAGAGACUUUACAUACGGUACCAACAUAACAGACCCUUUAAAGGUUGAGAGAGCUCCAAGGUUUACUCUUCUUCCCAAAAAUAUAGUUCUAACCACCCGGUCUUACUACCCUAGCAUUGAGUGUAUAGCUAUAGGAAAUCCACAGCCGAAAUAUACAUGGGAGAGGAAAAGAGUAACCGGAAGUGUGGAAACUCUGACCUCCAAUAACGUGUACACCAUUAGUAACGGCAAACUGACGUUUGAUAGCACUCGUCUGAAUGAAACACGAGACGCAGGAUCUUACUACUGUGUUGCUACUAAUAAAUAUGGAUCCGUUAGAAGUGAACCUUCAACAGUUUCUUUUGGGAGGUUGGAACAGUUCCCAAAUGUAGCCCCGGGUGCUGUGAAUGUUGCCCUGUAUCAGGGCACAUAUAUACAAUGCAAUCCGCCAUCUCACAAACCUGCAUUGACAUACCAGUGGAUGAAGGGAAGUUCUUUCCUGUUGUCGGUAUUAAAUAAACAUUUUUUCGUGUCCGCUGGCGGUAAUCUGUAUUUUUCUGAGGUACAAACAACAGAUGCUGCAAAUUAUCAUUGUGUUGUGACCUUGGCCGCUCUUCCCGGAGACACCAUGGCAACCACACAACCUCCAUCAGAAACUAGUCUUGGCAUGCCACUCAAUGUUCUUGGAGAGAGUGCAGCAAAUUACCCUCCACAAAUCCACAAUGAUUUUCCUGCAGUGUUUCCUCGUAUUCCACAACUUGGACAGCCUGUAUCAAUUGAAUGUCUGGCAUAUGGAAGGCUUCCACUUGAGUAUUCUUGGACUAGAAAAGGAGGAAAAGGUAUACCAAGUAAGGCUUAUACGAAGGAUUACAACCGGGUUCUUGUUAUACCUGAUAUACAAUUUGCCGAUGAAGGGACAUACACAUGUACUGUGAAGGGUAGAACUAACAAUGAUCAAAAGGAUAUUUUGUUAACCAUUGACGCAAAGCCAUAUUUCCUGUAUCCGUUGAAAGACCUCGUUGUUGACGAAGACAGUCAGGUGACUGUCAGAUGUGAGGCAUUAGGUAGACCGAGGCCAACUUUCUCGUGGUUUAAAGACAGUCAGCCAUUAGUGUCAACACAAGGAGACAUGGAAAUUAUGUCAAACGUACUGACGAUUAAGAGAGCACAAGUGAACAAGCACAGUGGGGUGUAUGAAUGUGUAGCAGUCAAUACUCAUGGGACAUCCAUAACCAGCGCUCAAAUCAAAGUUUUGUCUCUUAGACCAAAUUUUAUAAAACACCCACUUCACAAAACCAUGUUAGCCGCUGAAAACGGUAACCUUACGAUUCCGUGUGAGCCAGAGGCAGCACCUGCACCGGAAAUCACAUGGAUGAGGAAUGGCGCCCAGCUUCCGCUGAGUGUGACAAACGGAAAUCAAAAUGGAGCUCAGAUGCUGAUAAAUGGUUACCUUAAAAUAGUCGGAGUUAAGCUCCAGGAUGCUGGCUUUUAUACGUGUGCAGCCAAGAAUGUGCACGGCGAUGCACAGACGACAACUCAACUUACUGUGUCAAGAGGAGUUUACUUGACUCCUAUACUAAGUGGCUUCCACGUGGACAGAAAUGGAUCCCUAUUCAUACCAUGCCAAGCGUCUUAUGAUUCCAAUAACCUGGAUCUGGUUUAUAUCUGGAAAUUCAAUGGCCAAUUAAUAGAUUUUGAAAGGGAUACUUUUUUGAGGAAGGGAUCGUCUGGCAGUUUGAACGGACUUUUUAUUAAUUAUGCUGAUUAUUUUCAUGCUGGUCAAUAUGAGUGUGUGGCACAAACAACAAUAACAAAGACCUCUAUAUUUACUGAGGUUACUGUUCGAGGCCCUCCUGGUAUUCCUGGUGUGGUAUAUAGGGUGAAAGGAUCUGAAACCCCCCACUCCGUAACUCUAAAAUGGACUAGACCCCCGGACCAUGGUUCACCAGUACUAUUUUAUUACAUAGAGGCACAAACCGUCUUGAAUUCAACAUGGCGUCUUUUAACCAGGAUUGCAGAAAUGGAUGCCCUGAUUCCAGGGAAUGUUGAUGUAGACAAAAGACAAUACACAGUUGUGGGACUAAUUCCUUACAACAACUAUCGCUUCCGGAUUUAUGCCACAAAUUCAUACAUUGUACCAGGAGAAAGAAGUCGUCCAACAGAGGAGAUAAAUAUUCCUGGAGCCAAACCAAUAGUUGCCCCCGAAAAUGUGGGAGGAGGAGGGGGAAGUGUUGGGGUGUUGUCUAUUACGUGGAAGAUGUUAUCUCAAGAAUAUAAAAGCGGACCAAACUUUGUUUACUAUGUGUACUGGAGAAGAAGCAGAGAAGGCGACAUAAAUGUGGAGUUUCAAAUGCAAAAUCUUUCCGAAUCGGACAAACGCCUAGUAAGAUCAAACAGGAGUGAUGGUAUAUAUGCCACGUAUACCGUGGCAUUAUCAUCAGACGAGUUGUAUUAUCUUCCAUAUGAUGUUAAAGUAGGAGUCGGAAAUGCCUUUGGGAGAGGACCGAAUAGCUCAAUAGCGACGAUAUACUCCUCGGAAGGAAUUCCACUUGCACGACCAACCAAUGUAAAUGGUUAUGAGAUAAAUUCAACAGCUUUGUGGGUAACGUGGGAUCCUUUGGAAAACACCCGAGAGAAGGCGAAAGGUUCAAUCAAAGGAUACAGGAUAACUGUUUAUGUUGAGAUGGUUGAUGACGAUACCAACGAAAUAACAUUUAAGAAAGUUGUGACGUCAUAUUAUCACGGACAAAUGUCAGGAAAUAAGGUCAUUGGUAUGGAACCAAAUACAGACUACUGGGUGACGGUAGAAAUGUUUAAUUCGGCAGGUCUCAGCAACCCCAGUGAGCGACAGCGAUUGAGUACUUGCCUCUCAGCACCGAUUCUCUAUCCGGAGUUUGUUAACAUUAUGUCUCACGGACCUAACAGUGUGUAUGUAGAAUGGCGAGGAGUGUCCACUGGAUUGUUUGAGGAAACGCUAUGGGGCUAUAAGAUGAGAUACUGGUUACAAGGUGACGAUAUCCGGACAGCUAACGACACCAUUACAGGGAAGGAAACACAUGGAAUUAUUUACGGUAUACAGAGGGGAUAUGUGUAUUCCUUACGAGUGCUCGGCUUCAGUAAAGGAGGCGACGGAAAACAGAGUCCAACAAAGUAUUUUACUCUAGGGGGACUGGUUCCAGUUGAUAGAACUAUCUCCGAAAUUCGUGCUGCAGGAUCAAAAGCGAGAUUAUCUUUACUGCUCACUUCUGUAAUCAUUUUAUUUAAGUGUGUAAUGUUUUGAAUCUCUUAACAUCAUGUAUGAAUGCUGAUGCUGACGACUGAAAUCUUUUGUCUUUUGUGUGAAAUCCAUUGACUAUAUCAUGAUUGUUAAAUUUGUUAUGAUCAUUUUAAGAAUACUUAUGCAUAAUCACUGUUAGAAUAUACCGGUUUUUACGAGGCCCAGAGAGUCAUUGUACAAGAUUUUUGCGUUUAAGUAAAUACUAGCUUGUAGUAGUGAAUGUGUUUGUACUUUCGUAUUUUUCCCUAUACAUACUCUUUUGA